CUUUUUUUCAUUAUCCUAGCAUUCUUCGGUACUGGAAAUCUUGCCAGUAUCAACAGCUUUGACCCAAGUUUUGUAUACUGUUUUGUGACAGUGUUUUCGCCCUUUGUGAUGGGGGGCCUCUUACUCUUUAAGAUCAUCAUCCCAUUCCUCCUGGUCACAUGUUUCUUCCAUGCUAUUUGCACUAUAAUUAAGGUUCCAACCCGUGCCCUGUUCUAUGUGUUUCUCGUGAUGUCAGACUUCAUGGCACUGCACUUCUUCUUCCUCAUUCGGACAGAAGGUUCUUGGCUAGAAAUUGGGACAUCACUCAGCCAUUAUAUUAUCUCUAUGGCUACUACACUUUUCCUGAUUCUUCUUCUUUUUAUGGCUAAAUUCCUCACCAAUAUCUGCCUCAGAAAGCCAACAAAAGAAGGAGAGUUUGUUUUGCCACAAGUUAGUGUUGGCAGACCUCACAGGGAUUAAAGAGAUACUGACUUCCUGUUUAGUCAUGACAUACAUGAUUUAUAUUUUAGAUUGAUUAUGUAUUUAAACCAUAAGUAAAAGACAUUUUUAGAGGUUUUGAUUGAAUGAAAACUCUUGAGAGUUCAGUGUGGUCCUCUAAGCAAUAUACAAAUAAAUGAAAAAGUUUAACCCUUUCCCAUUUUCUUAUUUAUGGCAACUCUGUGUUGUGAAUAACUGCUGAUAGUUUUUAUGUUUGAAUGAAGACUGACUUAGUCCAUUGAUAAAGUGAACCAAACAUUCUUGAGAUAUUAAAUAUUUUUGGCAAAACAUUUGCCAAAAACAGAAAAGAAAAAGAAGUUGCAAAACUUUUUUGUAUUCUAACAAAUUAUCUGAAGUGAAAUUACUCUAGAAAGGAAUUGUGUUAUGUAUAUACUGUUUCUAUAUUUUAUUCUUCUCCAAUGGAUGAAGUAAUAUGUAUGAUUUGUAUGUAAAUCAUGUAGAUUUUUUAUAUAAUGUAUUAUAUUUAUGAUAUAGUUGAAACAUUAUUAACUCAAGAAGAAGCACAAGCAUUAAAGACACUCUCUAGUAGGGAUAUAUAUUUGCAGUUAUUUGUAAAAUUGAUUUUUUGAUAAUAGGCUAAAAUACUUGUGGUAAGAAAGAAGAGAAAAAAAAAGCCAUAUCAGCCACUCCAACUUAAUUAUCUAGCAAGUUUUGGCCCAAAUAUUGGUCACCAAUGUUAAAAUGAUAAACUUCAUAGAUGUUUA
Penaeus monodon (black tiger shrimp) is the source of this 1202-nucleotide messenger RNA. Its product is annotated as GPI ethanolamine phosphate transferase 1-like. Gene Ontology annotation, biological process: GPI anchor biosynthetic process. The record is from RefSeq and is a predicted model, not a curated record. Gene Ontology annotation, molecular function: mannose-ethanolamine phosphotransferase activity. NCBI's taxonomy places the organism in Eukaryota, Metazoa, Arthropoda, Malacostraca, Decapoda, Penaeidae. Gene Ontology annotation, cellular component: endoplasmic reticulum membrane.